Messenger RNA from Thamnophis elegans (Western terrestrial garter snake), 2040 nucleotides. It is a transcript of the gene GATA5, whose product is annotated as GATA binding protein 5. NCBI's taxonomy places the organism in Eukaryota, Metazoa, Chordata, Lepidosauria, Squamata, Natricidae. The transcript has 8 exons. Gene Ontology annotation, biological process: positive regulation of transcription by RNA polymerase II; cell fate commitment; negative regulation of transcription by RNA polymerase II. Gene Ontology annotation, molecular function: DNA-binding transcription factor activity, RNA polymerase II-specific; RNA polymerase II cis-regulatory region sequence-specific DNA binding; zinc ion binding. Bases 409 to 1611 code for a protein of 400 amino acids. The record is from RefSeq and is a predicted model, not a curated record. Gene Ontology annotation, cellular component: nucleus.
UCUUCUCCUCCCCCUCCUCUCUUCUUCCAUUUUUUUUUAAAAAAUAUUCCUUUUAACUUUUUGCACCUUUCGGAUUGCGUUCUUCUUUCAUGGGUGGCAACUAGGAUUACUUUUUCUUUUUUUUUGCCUUGACCUCCUUUCCCACGGCAUGCGAGUUUUUCCUCCGGAUCUGUAACAACCCAGGAACCACUUCAGGGCCGCAUUUCAGAUACAAAGGCAAUCUUUCUGAGGACUUGCUCCUACGGGUGCUUGAAAACUUCCUUUGUAACAGCCCAGAAGUUGUAAGCCAAACAUUUUGAGUUCCUUUCCAUCCAAGUUGCUGGCUUGUGUUGACAGAAGUCCCGAUCAUCAUCACCACUACCGCUGCUUCUUUUUUGACUGAGUGAACUGUGGUUUGAAGGAUAUAAAAUGUAUCAGAGUUUGGCCCUUGCUCCAAAUCCUGGCCAGUCAGCCUACUCCCAUGAUUCCAGCAAUUUCCUGCACACCCCAACAAGCCCGGCCGUUUACGUCCCCACCAGCCGAGUUUCCUCUAUGCUCCAGGGCCUGCCCUACCACCUGCAAAGCUGCGAUCCCACCCACCAAGGGCAUCCUCUGGGCGGCCACCCCGGGUGGGGCCAACCCACCACCGCUGAGGCUACCCACUUCAACGCCGGCAGCCCUCACCCGCCUUCCAGUUUUGCUUACACCCACAGCCCUCCUGGGGGUAGCACGGCCGGUCGAGAUGGGGGCUACCAAAGUCCACUGUUGCUGAGUGCCGGAGGAGGCCGUGACCAGUAUGGGAACACUCUGAUGCGUACGGUCAAUGGAUCCUACUCCAGCCCGUAUCCCGGGGCUUAUGUGAACCCAGCGGAGAUGACGCCAUCUUGGCCUGCCAACCAUUUUGAGAGCAGUGUCUUCCAUGGUCUCCAGGCGCGACAAGGAGCCUUACCGGGCCGGAGAUCAUAUGAGUUCGUGGAGGAAUUCCCUGGAGACGGCCGCGAGUGUGUGAACUGCGGGGCCAUGUCCACCCCCUUAUGGAGGAAAGAUGGCACAGGGCAUUAUCUUUGCAAUGCCUGUGGCCUCUAUCACAAAAUGAACGGGAUCAACAGACCUCUCAUCAAGCCACAGAAACGACUGUCUUCAACCCGUCGAGCUGGUCUUUGCUGCACUAACUGUCACACAACCAACACAACCCUUUGGAGACGGAACGCAGAAGGCGAGCCGGUGUGCAACGCAUGUGGCUUAUACAUGAAACUCCACGGGGUGCCAAGACCUCUGGCAAUGAAAAAGGAAAGCAUCCAGACCAGAAAACGGAAACCUAAAAAUGUCAAUAAAAGCAAAUCCUCAGCAAACAGUUCCACAACUUCCACCACCAACUCUCCUUCCUCACUUACAAACUCAGAGAGCACCGUCACUUUAAAAACCGAACCAGCCAUCACACCACAAUAUCCGGGACAAGCAAUAGUGUCAACUUCCCAGAGCCCGGGACAUUCUGAAAACGGGCUGGAUGAGCCUCAUCCCCAGUUCAAGUAUGAGCCAGAAGACUAUACCUUCCCAUCUUCUAUGUCUCAACCAUCAGGUCUAAGCGUUGGCCCCCGUCAAGACUCAUGGUACCCCUUGGCCCUAGCCUAAGCAGCCAGCCUUCCGUUCCAAAAACAAGAAGGAAUCCAUCCUAUCAGGAUAUGACUGGACCAGCAGACAAGAUUUCCGGACUGUAAUCCUUUGGAUCUGCCAGGUUUCUAUUCCUUGGGAGAUACCUUCCUUCCUUCCUUCCUUCUCUACGAAGGCCACCCCCCUGCCGUCUUUUGCCGCUGACUCCUUUUUUUUUUUGUGGCCCUUUGAAUCUCUUGAAAAGUUGAUAUUCUUUCACCAAUCAAAAAUAAAACAGAAAAGGGAUUUGGGAGUUCAGGCACAAGUCUCUCUUUCUUUCUCCCGAGAUCCAUCCGAAAGCGAUAACAAUCGGUGUUGUCUUCACGGUGAUUCUUCUCUUUCCUUCCCCUCUUCUUCUUCUUCUUCUUCUUCUUUUUUUAAAUGACUCCCUUGUGUGCAAUUUUAUUCUUA